This is a messenger RNA of Ilex paraguariensis (yerba mate), 1350 nucleotides long. The record is from the annotation of a GenBank genome assembly. NCBI's taxonomy places the organism in Eukaryota, Viridiplantae, Streptophyta, Magnoliopsida, Aquifoliales, Aquifoliaceae.
AUGGACUGGGACGCGCUUCAAUGGCAGUACGAGCCACACAGAGACGGAUUUUACUUCUGCAGGCCAAAGAUGUCUCAAACAAUUGAUCACAUCGCCUUAAGUAUAGACCAAGAGCUUGCUUGCUUACCUCCUACACCAUUGAAUCCUUGCAUUUUCAAAGUGUUCCGCGAACUGCGCAUUGAAAAUGAGAAAGCCUAUGAACCAAAAAUAAUUGCGAUUGGUCCUUUUCACCACGGUAAAGACAACUUACAAGAGAUGGAAGAGCACAAAAUGCGGUACCUACAACUAUUGCUUCAUCGGAGAAAUGAGAAGAGUGUGAAUAAAUACGUUAUGGCCCUAAGUGACAUGGAAGAGAGGACGAGAACAUGUUAUGCAGAAUCUAGUGGCCUCAACAAAGUUGAGUUUGUGAAAAUGGUGCUUCUCGACGGGAUAUUUGUCAUUGAAUUAUUUCGCAAGUGGAAUGCUCGAUCGAGUUAUACAAAUGACCCUAUUGUUCAAUCUUCUAGAAUGCUAGGUGUCAUAUGUGGUGAUUUAUUACUAUUGGAAAAUCAACUUCCAUUUUUUAUCCUUGUCCACUUGUUCAACAUGACGAGAGAUUCAGACACACAAGAAGACAUUAGUCAUCUGGCAUUGUCUUUGCUGGACAAUAUAUUGCCAGGGCCAGCAGUUUCACACGUUUCGAAUAUACCAGAGGACGAAGUCAAGCAUCUACUUCACCUAAUACAUGGUAGUAUGUGCUAUUCAUUUGCUAAAAAAGUCGAGUCCUGUGGUGAGGUUACCAGAUUCGAGGUCGACAAAUUCGAGUUAAUAAAUACUAUCACAGAUCUCCAAGAGGCUGGAAUUGCAUUCAAGGUGGAUGAGGGAAGUAACAAUUUGUUUGAUAUUAAGUUCAAUAAUGGGUUGAUGGAAAUUCCCCGAUUGCUUAUUGGUGAUGACACUGAAUCCAUCUUACGAAACUUAAUUGCAUAUGAACAGUUUCUUCCUGAUGAGACUCAUCGAAGAUAUGUCACUGAUUAUGCCCUACUUAUGGAUUGCCUUGUCAACUCUCCAAAGGAUGCCUCAUUUCUUCGCUGCUGUAGAAUUAUCACCAAUGGUUUAGGUGAUGGCAUUGUGGUUUGCAACACGUUAAACAAGCUUGUCAACAGUGUCACGCUCUCGACAAAGUUUAGUUACUUUCAAGUUUUCAACAACUUGAAUAAGCAUUGCAAGUCACCUUACAACAAAUGGAUGGCAAACUUAAGACACAAUUAUUUCAACAGCCCAUGGGCACUCAUUUCAUUUCUGGCUGCUGUUGUGCUCCUCCUACUCACUGUGGCACAAACUAUAUUUUCUGCUCUUUCCUAUUUCUAA